Saprolegnia diclina VS20 is the source of this 843-nucleotide messenger RNA. RefSeq lists its product as hypothetical. NCBI's taxonomy places the organism in Eukaryota, Oomycota, Saprolegniomycetes, Saprolegniales, Saprolegniaceae. The transcript is spliced from 2 exons. Bases 1 to 843 code for a protein of 280 amino acids. The record is from RefSeq and is a predicted model, not a curated record.
AUGCAUAUUAACCCUUCCGCGUCGCCAUCAGCUGCUAUUGCCAUCGCUGAGAUUACCUCUUCGGGCCAACCCACGUACAAAAGCGUCGACGGCCGGCACGGACGCGGUGUCCGCUGGACGGCGUGGUGCAUCUACUGCAAGGGCGACCAUCAGGCCCGCGCCUGCAAGGCCCUCCAGAAGGACCUCGAGGCCAAGACGGCGGGCUGUUGGCCGUUGGCGCUGCCGACCUACACAGAGUUGGGAACGAUGGAGAAGGAGCGCCUCAACGCCACGCCAUGCGACUACUGUGGUGACUCCAACCACAACGUGCUGCGCUGCCGUACCGUCGGCAAGGCGGUCAGCCGAGGUCAGGUGCCGACGACGUACCGUUUGCCGGUCGGCUUGUGCUGCGAGUAUUGCUCGCACUUCGGCUUCUACGAGCCCGGACACGCGAUCACCGCGUGCCGGCUCCUUCUGGAGCACGCGGCAGACGGCGUCGUCGCGGCCGACUUUGUUGCGCCGGUGCACCUGGUCAUCGAGACUGCAAAAGGCCCGCCGGAGUACCGGGUUUUCGAGGAUCGCCCGAAUCACACCUGCGCGUACUGUAGCGUGGCCGGCCACCGGGCCUGCGUGUGUGAUGAACUGCGCCGGCACAUCGGUGCUCGCUGCGUGCGGGCGUCGUUCCGCUUGAAGACGCAGUGCGGCGGGUGCGAGGCCUGCGCCCACCACUUGCUCGUCUACGCGUCGCACGGCCGGAAGCGGUGCCCCUUGACGGUGCCGGACGACGACGACCAACCUGCGCCUGUGACCCGCAAGCGGCCGUCGGCAGGCCAUGCCACGAAGAAGAAGAAGACCAAGGCGUAG